Messenger RNA from Thyridium curvatum, 1368 nucleotides. RefSeq lists its product as uncharacterized. Gene Ontology annotation, molecular function: GTP binding; structural constituent of cytoskeleton. Gene Ontology annotation, cellular component: microtubule; cytoplasm. The record is from RefSeq and is a predicted model, not a curated record. The transcript is spliced from 5 exons. Lineage: Eukaryota; Fungi; Ascomycota; Sordariomycetes; Thyridiales; Thyridiaceae. Bases 1 to 1368 code for a protein of 455 amino acids. Gene Ontology annotation, biological process: microtubule cytoskeleton organization; mitotic cell cycle.
AUGAAGGGCGAGAUCCUUCACCUCCAUUUGGGCCAGGCUGGUACCCAGCUCGGUAACAGUGCCUGGGAACUCUACCUCCUUGAGCACGGUCUCGGAGCCGACGGUCGCCCUGACCCCAACGCCAAGGAUAUCGGCGAUGGCGGUUCCUACGAGACCUUUUUCAACGAGACGAGCGGCGGCAAGUACGUGCCCCGAUCCAUCUUUGUCGACCUCGACCCGUCCCCCAUCGACGAGAUCCGCACCGGUGACUACCGCUCGCUCUUCCACCCCGAGUUGUUGAUCAGCGGCAAGGAGGAUGCUGCCAACAACUAUGCCCGUGGUCACUACACCAUCGGCAAGGAGAUGAUCGACAACGUCAUGGAGCGCAUCCGCCGUGUUGUCGACAACUGCAACUCUCUGCAGGGCUUCCUCAUCUUCCACUCUUUCGGCGGUGGCACUGGCUCCGGUUUCGGUGCCCUCCUUCUGGAGCGCCUGUCCACCGAGUACGGCAAGAAGUGCAAGCUCGAGUUCGCCGUCUACCCGGCUCCUCGCGUCUCGACUGCCGUUGUUGAGCCCUACAACGCCGUCCUGUCCACCCACAGCACGAUCGAGAACUCUGACUGCACCUUCCUGGUCGACAACGAGGCCGUCUACGACAUCUGCCGCCGCAACCUCGACAUUCCCCGCCCCAGCUCCGAGCACCUGAACCGCCUCAUUGCUCAGGUGGUCAGCUCCAUCACCACCUCCCUCCGCUUCGACGGUGCCCUCAACGUCGACCUGAACGAGUUCCAGACUAACCUCGUCCCUUACCCCCGUAUCCACUACCCGCUCAUCAGCUACGCUCCCGUCGUCUCCGCGGCCAAGAGCGCCCACGAGAGCUUCAAGGUCCACGACCUCACCUUCCAGUGCUUCGAGCCCAACAACCAGAUGGUCGUCUGCGAUCCCCGCAACGGCAAGUACAUGGCCGUCGCUCUCCUGUACCGCGGAGAUGUCGUCCCCCGCGACUGCAACGCCGCCAUUGCCGCCCUCAAGGCCAAGGCUUCCUUCAACCUCGUCGAGUGGUGCCCUACCGGCUUCAAGCUCGGCAUCAACUACCAGAAGCCCAUGGCCGUCCCCACGGCCAACCCCGCCGACGGCGGCCUUGCCUGCGUCGACCGCUCCGUCUCUAUGCUGUCCAACACCACCGCCAUUGCUGAGGCCUGGUCCCGCCUGGACUUCAAGUUCGACCUCAUGUACAGCAAGCGCGCCUUUGUGCACUGGUACGUCGGUGAGGGUAUGGAGGAGGGUGAGUUCAGCGAGGCCCGUGAGGACCUGGCUGCUCUCGAGAAGGACUACGAGGAGGUCGCCGCCGACUCGUUUGAGCCCGAGGAGGGCGAUGUCGAGUACUAA